AUGUCGUACAUUUACCGAGAGCGAGAGCGCGACGAUUAUGAUCGCCCCGUCACCAUCAAGCGCUACGUCAUUCCCUCCGAGGACCGUGAGGACCGACGAGAGUUCUCGAUGAGUCGAAACGAUUAUGCAGGGGACCGCGAGCUCGUUAUCCGUCGCAAGACCGAGCGCGAAGAGCCCAUGACCGUUUCUCGCUACGAGCGCGAGAUCGACUACGAACCUCGCCGCUACGAGCGGGACUACUACGAACCCCGAGAGACCGACUACGACGUUGUCCGUCGCUCAGAUGCCGACGAAGACCCCUACUACUAUCACAGCCGCCGCCGUGUCCGCGAGUACGAUGAUCGUCGCUCGCGCCGAGAACUGAGCCCGGGUGACUCCAUAUCCCAGGCUAGCCGGCGCCGUGGGGAUCGUGAUGACUACAGCAGCGACGACAGCAUGGUCUACGUCCGUAAAGAGACCACCCGCGACUAUGAUGACGAGCACCCCCACCACAACCGUCACCUCGUAGAAGGUGCCCUGGUAGGUGUUGGUGCUGCUGAACUGUUGCGCAGCCGAAGCAAGCGUGAGGGCAAGGAGGUGAGCCAUGGCCUAGGCCGUGCUGCAAAGACCGCUGGAGCUGGUGCUCUGGGUGCCGUGGCUGUCAAUGCCGCCGGACACGUUCGCGACUACUACCGCAGCAAGAGUCGAAGCCGCCAUCGCGCACACUCGGACGAUGAACGCUCUCGCCACCGUCGACACCGCAGCCGCGGUCGUAACGGCAGCCGGAGUCGCAGCCGCUCCCACUCGCACUCUCGUGCAAAGACUCUUUUGGAGCUUGGCCUCGGUGCCGCUGCAGUGGCUGCCGGUGUCGCUGCCAUGCGCAACAACAACAAGAACAAGGAUGAAAGGAAGAGCCGCUCCCGUACUCGUUCCCGCUCUCGGGGUAGGGCUCUGAGCACUGCCCGCUCGGAGAAUGACGACGCUCGCAGCCAGUCUAAGCGCAGACAGCAUAUGGUCGGCGCUGGUCUGGCUGGUGCUGCCGCUGCGGGCUUGAUCGAGCAUGUUCGAUCCCGCUCCAAGUCCCGCAAGGGUGAGCAUUCUCGUUCGCAAAGUCGCAUUCGGAAGGCCCUUCCCAUCCUGGCCGCUGGUCUGGGUACCGCUGGUAUCACUGGUCUCUACGAGAAGAACAAGGCCGAGAAAGACACCAAAGAGCCGGUGAGCCGUGAGCGACGCCGGUCUAGAUCCCGCAGCCGUGCCCAUGAAAUGCAUCCCGAUCCUGCUCGUGAUUCGGCGGGUUUGAUCGAGUACGGGAACGACCCCGUCACGGGCAGCAUCCCCGCUGACCACUACUAUGGCCAGCCAGCCCUUCAGAAUACUGCCUACUACUCGGACGGCGCUGACGGCCGGCGUCACAGCCGUAGCCGCAGUCGCAGCCGUGCUCCUCGUUAUAGCAGCUCCUCGGGCUCGGAUCGGGAACGCCGGCGCAGCGGAAAGCACCGGCACCGCAGCCGUUCUCGCGGGAUCGCCGAGGGUGUCUUGGGUGCCACCGGCUUGGGAUAUGCCGCGCACAAGUAUCAACAGCACCGGGACCGCAAGGAAGCACGUUCACGUUCACGUUCACGUUCACGCUCGAGGACCCGGUAUGAGGAUGAUGCCCACCGCGACCCAUACGAAGAAUCCUAUGAUCCUGAGCCCUACCCCGUCUCUCCCCAUGCCGCACCCCAUCAUCCUAUCCCGGACCCCAACUACUACCCCCAGAGCAACUACUUCCCUCCCCCGCCAGGCUCAACUCCAAACCUGAAUGCCACCACUCAGCCCUACAACCCUGCGGACUACCCUCCCCCACCAGGCGCGGCUCCCCCACCCGAGCCCUAUAGUUACGGCGCCCCAGCACCCGGACCAGAGCCCUACGGCCCAGCACCCGGACCAGAGCCCUACGCCCCGCGGCCACGACGAGCCGAUGAGAAUGUGAGUGCUCCACAGAGCUCCACCCUUCCCACUGAUCAGGACCACACGCGCGAUGGUCUAGAUGUGAACAACCUCCAACCACCACCGUCCGUACCCCGAUCCGGCAGCCAACCAGCACCCUCCUCAAAGUCCGUCGCUUUUGACUUGACCCCGGAGCCAGAUCGCGGAUACGAGACCGACGACAGUGAUUCUACCAUCCAUUCAUCCAGCCGUCGUCCCCAUUAUUCUCGCCGUCGCUCAUCCUCUGUUCCAUAUUCACCCCCGGCCCCUGCUCGAUCUCGGGAAUACCGCCAUCAUUCUAAACACUCCCAAGGUCAACACCAUCCGGAAUCAGAAUCAGACUCGACAAUCGAUCUUCCAGAUCGAUUCGACUCGCAUGGUCGUCUAAUCACCGAGACAGAAGAUCCCGCAGUCGAAAAGAUCGAAGACCUGAUUAAGAAAUUCACUCGAGUCUUAUUCUGA
This is a messenger RNA of Penicillium cinerascens, 2409 nucleotides long. RefSeq names its product DUF3824 domain-containing protein. The record is from RefSeq and is a predicted model, not a curated record. NCBI's taxonomy places the organism in Eukaryota, Fungi, Ascomycota, Eurotiomycetes, Eurotiales, Aspergillaceae. The coding region runs from base 1 to 2409 and encodes 802 amino acids. The transcript has 4 exons.